Tribolium castaneum (red flour beetle) is the source of this 1076-nucleotide messenger RNA. RefSeq names its product larval cuticle protein LCP-30. Gene Ontology annotation, cellular component: chitin-based extracellular matrix. Lineage: Eukaryota; Metazoa; Arthropoda; Insecta; Coleoptera; Tenebrionidae. Bases 135 to 797 code for a protein of 220 amino acids. The transcript has 4 exons. The record is from RefSeq and is a predicted model, not a curated record. Gene Ontology annotation, molecular function: structural constituent of chitin-based larval cuticle.
CUUGACAUUGGUGAGUAGGUUGAGCUACAUCCCUAUCUUUCCUCAUCACACCCUAUACUUUACAUAUAAGCGAUGAAAACUUUGAUGGCGAUCAGUUCUUCAUAAUACACAGUGAAUCUCACCACACCACAACAAUGAAAGUUCUGGUGAUCAUCUGCGCCUUUUCUCUGAGUUUGGCUGUUGAGGAUGGUCGAUACGUGCCUGAUAAUUCAGGACAAUACGUUCCGACCGACGAAGGACAAUACAUUCCUGAUUACUCAGGAAGGUACACUCAUGAUGGAACCGGAGGGUACAAGGAUGACGGUACUGGGAGAUACAGUGGCCAAUUAAAUGGAGUGAGCAGCAAUUUGUUGACUUCAAACACAAAACCUCGCCUUGUAAUCCAGCCUGUGAUAGACGUGAGAACUGCAAGGAGUAGCACCAUUCGGCCCUCCACUUACCCACCUACAACUCGCCAGCCUCUAAAGACUUACGAAAACCACCAAGAGGGCAAGUGGAAAAUUAUAAGGCAGCUAGGAGAUGUCGAUACUGACGGUUAUCACUGGGAAUAUGAAACCGAAAAUAAAAUUCAAGCUGAAGAAUCAGGAAAGCUCCACAAUGUGGGCACUGAUGCUGAAACUAUGCGAGCUAAGGGUUUUUAUCAAUAUACAGGCCCUGACAAUGUCGUCUACACUGUGGAGUACACAGCUGAUGAAAAUGGAUUCUUUCCUGUAGGAAAUCAUCUGCCUACGCCACCACCAAUUCCGGCGGAACUUCUGAAAGCUUUGGAAGCGGACAGAGCGCAAAAUAAAAUCUAAUGUGAAUAAUUACCGAGGGCGAAAUUAUUAAAGGGACUUAUUUGACCAGUAUUUGGAGUAAUUUUUGUGUAUAAAGACCAAAUCAUAGUUUGCUCAAUCUUAAGAAAUACGUAUUGUAUGCCAUUUCAUUUUCAAAUUCAUUUAGACUAUUUCAUGUUAAUGUAUUACUGUAGGCAAUUUGGAACAACAAUUUACUUAAAAAUGUCUUUCCUUCUCUGUGAUCUCAAAAUUUCUUCAUGUAUACCCAAAUGAAAUAAAAUAAAAUUCUAGUUUUAAUAA